Molecule: messenger RNA, 1239 nt
Organism: Dipodomys ordii (Ord's kangaroo rat)
Lineage: Eukaryota; Metazoa; Chordata; Mammalia; Rodentia; Heteromyidae
Gene: Neurl3
Product: neuralized E3 ubiquitin protein ligase 3
Exons: 4
Coding region: 18-785 (255 amino acids)
Source: RefSeq, a predicted model, not a curated record
CCAAGGACCCCAGGCUGAUGGGUGCCCACUUCAGCUCCAAGGCCACUACCGCAGCCACCGAGGAGGCGGAGGCGCCGGGAGAAGCGCUGCGCUUCCACGAGGACGCCCGCGGCGCGCAGGUGCAGCUGGGCCCGCUGGGGUGCACGGCGCACCGGGGCGCCACGUUCCACGACGGCAUCGUGUUCAGCCAGCGGCCGGUGUGGCCCGGCGAGCGCGUGGCGCUGCGCGUGCUGCGCCAGGAGGGCGGCUGGUGCGGCGGCCUCCGCGUGGGCUUCACGCGCCUGGACCCCGCCAGCCUGUCCGCGCCCAGCCUGCCGCCCUUCGUGUGCCCGGACCUGGAGGAGCAGAGCCCGACGUGGGCGUCCCUGCUGCCGGAGGGCUGCGUGCGCGCCGGGAACGUGGUCUGCUUCUGGGUGAACCGCCGGGGCUGGCUCUACGCCAAGGUCAACGCCGGCCGCCCGCUCCUGCUGCGCAAAGACGUGCUCAUGGGCGCCCCGCUCUGGGCGGUGAUGGACGUGUACGGGACCACCAAGGCCAUCGAGCUGCUGGAUCCAGCCACACCCUUGGUCUCCAGUGAGGAUGCUGGGCCUGAUCUCAAAGCCACACCAGGAGAGGAGUGUGUCAUCUGCUUCCACAAUGCUGCCAAUACCCGUCUUGUUCCCUGCGGCCACUCACACUUCUGCAGCUCCUGUGCCCAGCGAGUCUUCAGGGACACGGCCAAAUGCCCUGUGUGUCGGUGGCAGAUUGGGGAGGUGGCCCUGGUGAGGACUGAGGAAGGCUCAUAGGCGGAGAAGGCUUCCCAUGUGAGUGGCAGAUGGGGCCUUGCUCUGAGCCUGACCGUGGGAGGUGCACCUCUUCCCUCCUUCGCGGCACCGAUCAGCAGCAAUAGCAGCGAGAGGGGAGCCAGGGUCUGGCUGCUUCUGGACUUUCCCUCAGGCUCAGGCCGGGACCAGUAUGGUAGAGCAGAAGAACCCUCUCUUUCUGCCUAUGUUGGAAUGUACCCCUGUGGGGUGCUGUGUUCAGAUUUCUCAUCGUACAGCUGAGGAAAUACAAGGGUCUCUCCAUGUCUGCUGGAAGCCCUGUAGCCCCUAGGUGGCUUUUUAAAAAAUGUGUCUUCUUCUUUUUGGUUUUUGUUCUGAUUCGGAAGCUUGGGCCAUAGGCCAGAGCGCUCUCCCUUAGCUUUUUCACUUGAGGCUGGUACUCUACUUGAGCCACACUUCCAUGUCCAGUUUUUUUUUU